Aspergillus niger is the source of this 885-nucleotide messenger RNA. RefSeq lists its product as uncharacterized. Lineage: Eukaryota; Fungi; Ascomycota; Eurotiomycetes; Eurotiales; Aspergillaceae. The transcript is spliced from 2 exons. The record is from RefSeq and is a predicted model, not a curated record. Bases 1 to 885 code for a protein of 294 amino acids.
AUGCAAUCAAAAUAUUACUGUAUCGGUGCAGGAUUCUGCGGGACAGUCUGGACCCUCGCUGAAGUUGGUCUAGCCAUCAAGCGAGAGGAUGGCGGUCCAGACAGGUCCCUCGCUAAUGAUUAUGCUAUGAACCAGCGAGUUCUUCGGUGUCUCUCGCGACUGACAGACAUCAAAAGUCGAAGAUCCAUUAACUACCAGGCAUUUCCCCAAGUUCGGGUCUCACAGUGCCAUCGCUUCAUCCCCCCAAGCGAUCGGUGGUGGUCGGAAAAUCUUCCUCUCUUUCCAUCGCAACACUCACCCUGCAAUGCCAUCGUCUCAGACCGCAUCCCCCCAUUUCCUGAGCAGACUAGAGAGCUCAUUGUCAACAAAUACUUCAAUCCAAAGAUACAAAUGGAGAUACUGACAACCGCAGCCAAUAGAGACUGUCUGAUACGGCCGUAUCUGGACCAGAUGGAAGACAUUGGUAUCUCGAUCGAAAACAUGCAGAAAUAUGCGCGAAUGAUGGGUGAAGCAUUAGCAACUCUACACUGGCUCGGCGAGAUGGACGGAAAUGAUAUUGAAUUUGUCCUGGCUCCUCUCCCUUUCGAUGAACAACAACCCAACACCGACCUAAUCACCGAUGUCCUCGGUCAGCAUACUAUGUGGAUGCUGGACUUCGAUUUAUGUCAGCCUAUGCCCAUGAGCGAUGAUGGGGUCCAGCAGGCUGUUACUGCUUUUUGGCGCAAUGAUCCCUUCUAUCCCCGACCGCAGAGAGAGCUGUGGGAUGUAUUUCGCGAGCAAUACUUGAUAACUAGCGAGACCAUCAUUUCUGGGUAUAAUCAGGUCGAUAUUGAUCAGCGACUGUCGCUUGCUCGAAGAUUUAUUGAAUUGAUUGAGACAAACUAG